Magallana angulata is the source of this 1193-nucleotide messenger RNA. RefSeq names its product RE1-silencing transcription factor B-like. Lineage: Eukaryota; Metazoa; Mollusca; Bivalvia; Ostreida; Ostreidae. Bases 447 to 1124 code for a protein of 225 amino acids. The transcript has a single exon. The record is from RefSeq and is a predicted model, not a curated record.
UCUCCAAAGUUAACAUCUUUUUGGAGAGGGCCUUUCGAAGUACAGAAUAAACUGUCUGAUGUUCUUUACACGGUUGCAUGCGGGUCUCGCGGGAAGAACACAGUAAUACAUUGUGAUAGAAUGAGAAGAUGUCAACCUCAGAUCCUUCAGGGAGAAACUGAGAAAGGUCUGGUUGAGAAAGAGGAGGAUCAGAUUGUUGAAGAGCAAUCUCAAGACAAUGUUCUUGUUGCUGAGGGACCUUGCGCAUUAAAAGAAGAAAUUGGCGCAUGCGAAAAUAGUAGACCGCGGCGUACUAAAAACUUACCUAAAUGGCUGCAGGACUAUGAAGUCGAUUACAGCGCUUAGAGCUUUAAAAUUUCAAAGUAGAUAUGUGUAAAUGCUGUGUUCAUUUGAGUUUUUGAAAUUAGAGUAAUUGUAGCAUGUUUGUUUUCUUUUCGUAAUAGAUAAUGGUGAAUACAAAAACAACACCUAGGAUGGAAGGCCAUCGAUGUCCAAUGUGUAAUGUCAGGAUUGCAAAUGAGAGCGAGUGGGAAAAGCAUGUGGUUGAAUGUGGAAGAAAGCGAAGGCAGAAGAAAUUUGAAUGCGCCGAUUGUGACUAUGCCACGAAUAAGAAAAGUGACAUGGGGAGACAUCGCCGCACUCGACAUAAUGAAAUUGUUUCAGUUACGGCUGAUAGCGGCACUGAUGAUUGGGAGCAACUGGACCCAGGGAAUAUGUCGGAUGUAGUUGGAAGUACACCACAGCAGCCCCUGGUUGAAGAAGUUGUCCAAAGAAAGCCGACAAGACCGACUCCUGUUUGCGCGCCAGCAACAAAGUCGAAGGUUUCUCAGGAUCUUCUGACGCCACGCGCUCCUUCCCCGUUUCAACACCCGAUGACCACUCCAAGAAAACGCUCAUCCAUUGAUGCAGAUUUAUCUCCAGUGUCUGUAUUGUCGUCUCGUGAUGCAAAUACACAGACACAGCGUCAACUUGUCGAUGCCAGUACCCAGACCAGAGGGCAGUUCGAAGAUGUGGGUACGCAGACUGAAGGACACAAACGGCGGAAACUGGAUCGAGUGCAGGAGACGUAUCAAAGAGACGGAAAAACAGUUGUUGAAAUUCACGAGGACGAGAAUUGGUUUUAAAGGAAGCGUUUUGGCAUUUGUUGACUGAAAUCUUUUGAAAUCAUAACAUGUUUUUGUGAUCAUAAAACA